This is a messenger RNA of Nothoprocta perdicaria, 2292 nucleotides long. RefSeq names its product THUMP domain containing 3 (gene THUMPD3). The transcript is spliced from 9 exons. The record is from RefSeq and is a predicted model, not a curated record. Gene Ontology annotation, biological process: tRNA methylation. Gene Ontology annotation, molecular function: RNA binding; tRNA (guanine) methyltransferase activity. NCBI's taxonomy places the organism in Eukaryota, Metazoa, Chordata, Aves, Tinamiformes, Tinamidae. The coding region runs from base 1 to 1455 and encodes 484 amino acids.
AUGGCGGAGGCGGCGGGCGCCGCUGUGGUGAUCGGCGCCACGGUGCCCACGGGCUUCGAGCUGACGGCGGCGGCCGAGGUGGAGGAGAAGCUGGGCGCGCGGGCCGGCGUGAGCCGCGACCGCGGCAAGAUCUACUUCGGCGUGGCGCCCGAGCGGCUGCCGCAGGUGCACCGCCUGCGCUCCGUGGACAACCUCUUUGUGGUGGUGCAGGAGUUCAAGGACUUCCACUUCAAAGAGAGCAAGGAAGAAGCUCUGAAGGACUUGGAAGAUCUGGUUAAGAAGCUGCCUUGGACUGAGCCCUUGAAAGUCUGGGAGCUGAACAACAGCUUGAAGAAGAAAAAGACAAAGCGCAAGAAGCAGAACCUGCAGAACGCUGCGAGCAAAGAAAAGCUGAACGGAGAUGGAGAAGAGGAGAGGGAGCAGAAAGAUGCCAGUGACCAGAGCUGCCCCGAAGACGCUGCAGGUACCGAGCGCGCCAGCACUGAGGACACRGGAGCCGCGCAGGGAGAGGCGCCGCAGCCGGGCAGCGACGACGACGAGGACAACAAGCAGUCGGAUGCCAAGGAGGAGGCGCCCGCGGGUUCCGGGGGCGAAGCCAAGGCUGCGGAGGGACAGAAGGGCGAGGGGGACGCGAGCGUGCUGAAGUUCCGUGUGACAUGCAACAGGGCCGGGGACAAGCACAGCUUUACGUCCAACGAGGCUGCGCGGGACUUCGGCGGCGCUGUGCAGGAGCACUUCCAGUGGAAGGCCGACAUGACCAACUUCGAUGUAGAGGUUCUCCUGAAUAUUCACAAUAACGAAGUAGUGGUGGGCAUUGCAUUAACUGAAGAGAGCCUGCACAGAAGAAACAUUACACAUUUUGGACCAACAACUCUUCGAUCAACCCUCGCUUAUGGCAUGCUUAGGCUCUGUGAUCCGCAGCCAACAGAUAUCAUAAUCGACCCAAUGUGUGGAACAGGCGCAAUACCAAUAGAGGGAGCUACAGAAUGGCCUAGUUGCUACCAUAUUGCUGGUGAUAACAACCCACAAGCUGUAAAAAGAGCUGCAAACAAUAUCUCCUCUUUACUUAAGAAAAAUGAGAAUAAGGAAGGAACCUCCUCGGGCAUUCCCUUGGAUAUCAUUCAGUGGGAUAUUUGCAAUCUCCCAUUGCGGACUGGUUCUGUGGAUAUAAUUGUGACAGACAUGCCAUUUGGAAAGAGGAUAGGUUCUAAGAAGAAGAACUGGGAUCUCUAUCCAGCCUGCCUCACAGAGAUGGGCCGGAUCUGCAGGCCUGGGACAGGCAGAGCGGUGCUGCUAACGCAAGAUAAGAAAUGCUUUGCCAAGGCUCUGUCAAGAAUGGGGCACAUCUGGCGUAAAGGGCAAACCGUGUGGGUGAACGUAGGGGGACUUCAUGCUGCAGUGUAUCUGCUGAAACGCACCUGGGAAAGGGCAGAAGAAAAAAGAUCUUUCUGGUAACUCGUGGGAAGGAAACAGCAGACACCUCUGGAGUUUCCUGAAUGGCAGUGGGUGAAGCCGACACCUGAGGCUGUAGCUCUGUCAAGUUCUAAGUGGGGGGGGAAAAAAAGUUGCAAAAGUUGUGGCACAUGAAUAUUGAGCCAGGGAUUAGCUUGGGAAUUGUCAAUUGUACCCUUGUGCUCUGAAAUCUUAUUUAAAUUGCCUCUAUCCUUUGCCUCCCAAACUGCAUUUUGCUACUGGCAUUAGCAAUGCUUUCCUUUGCCUGAGUCUUCUAACAUGGCCAUUCUGUUUUUCAGAUAAUUGUAUAUGUCCUCUGCUUAGAGUAGGAAACUCCUCUGCUUAUAGUAGAAAACAUAUUCACACCUAUUGGCAGUAGCAGUUAAUUUUUUCCCCUAACUGUAGAAAUUGCACAUAUAUCCUAAAAUGACUCAUAAGACUACUAARACAGUCAUCUUGCAGUUUAGAGGCAGUAGCUCUUUAAUGUAAGAUUUUUUCCAAAUAGAAGUUUUCUAAUUUAUACCAUUGCCAAAUGUAGAACAGAUUAUAAAUUAGUGUCUGGGUUCUUUUUWUUACUCUAAUAAGCAAAUGCCAGUUCAUUAACAGUUCAUUGAUGCUGCUGUUCUCCUUACCUGUUACCUCAACUUACUGCUAAUUACUAGUAAAUGUUUAAUUCAUGUUUUAAUGUACCACUGCCAUAGGUGAGGUGGGAUAGUAACACAGCCUUAGGAGACCAUUUGUAGUUACUAUGUGAAUAAUGGAGAUACUUUAGCAGUUAUUAAAAAGUUCAUAUUUUCAAUAUCUGUUGUAGACCGAGAUGACAGUAUGUUUAAACUGCUA